CCGCUUGCUAGAGCAUCGUCAACUCCAUCUUCCUGCCGAAGCUCCAUUUCGCCAUCCGCAAGCUCACCGGCCACCUCUUCAUCCUCUUCUCCUCCUGCGUUUACUUCGACAUCACCGAGAUCGACGAUGUCAACACCAACGAGCUCUGCAACGCUGUCCAGCUCUACCUCUCCUCCUCCGUCUCCAUCUCCGACACCCGUCUCUCCCUCACUCGCGUCGUCAACUCCUCUGCCGUCACCUUCGGCCUCGCCAACGACGACUCCGUCGUCGACUCCUUUAAUGACACCGCCGUCCUCUGGGAGCACGUUAUCUCACAGCGCCACUCCCAGACCUUCUCCUAGAACCCCUUGCCCGACGAGAAGCGUGGAUUCACUAAUAUUUUACUCUUGA
Linum tenue is the source of this 390-nucleotide messenger RNA. The record is from the annotation of a GenBank genome assembly. Lineage: Eukaryota; Viridiplantae; Streptophyta; Magnoliopsida; Malpighiales; Linaceae.